This is a messenger RNA of Meriones unguiculatus (Mongolian gerbil), 11455 nucleotides long. RefSeq names its product contactin associated protein family member 5. Lineage: Eukaryota; Metazoa; Chordata; Mammalia; Rodentia; Muridae. The transcript is spliced from 24 exons. The record is from RefSeq and is a predicted model, not a curated record. Gene Ontology annotation, biological process: proteolysis. Gene Ontology annotation, molecular function: calcium ion binding; aspartic-type endopeptidase activity. Bases 435 to 4355 code for a protein of 1306 amino acids.
CACUGCUCCUAUAAGGAGCUGUCCGGUUCCCUGGUUCUGAAUCUAGCCUAGCGCCGGAAUGAGGUACUUUUGGCUACUGGUGGAGCUGGGCGCCAAAAGCUGCCCUCGAGUUUGGAUUUGAACCUUUAAGAAAGGGAAUCCGGAGGAAGACGAGGCAGGCGAGGAAGGCAAGCACAGAAAAGGACAGUUGCCGGAACUGUAAACCUGUAUCGCCGCUCUCAGCUCCGAGGAAGCCCUGCUAAGGUUUCAGUGGAGCGCCCGAGGAGCAGGAUGGAGUGAAGGAGAAGUGGGUCUGCUCAAGAAGGCUGGGAAGGAUCAGGCAGUGCGGAGGAGAGAAAACGGAGAGAGAGAUAAAGGAAGGAAAAGAGAAAAAAAGCCAAGGUUUGUCGCUCCGAAUUUGGGAUUCCAUUGGAAGAGGUCGCUCACUCGGGGAAAUGGAUUCUGUACCAAGAUUAACCAGCGUUUUGGCUUUGGUGCUCUCUGGCUUGUGGCAUUUAGGAUUAACAGCAACAAAUUACAACUGUGAUGAUCCAUUGGCCUCUUUUCUUUCACCGAUGGCUUUCUCCAGCUCCUCAGAUCUCACUGGACAUACCAGCCCAGCUCAACUCAACUGGAGAAUGGGAACUGGUGGUUGGUCCCCAGCAUAUUCCAAUGACCAACAGUGGCUCCAGGUGGACCUGGCAAACAGAGUGGAGAUUACAGCGGUGGCCACGCAGGGAAGAUAUGGGAGCUCUGACUGGGUGACAAGCUAUCGCCUGAUGUUCAGCGACACAGGGCACAACUGGCAGCAGUACAAGCAAGAAGACAGCAUCUGGACAUUUGCAGGAAACAUGAACGCUGACAGUGUGGUUCACCACAAGCUGCUGCACUCUGUGAAAGCCCGCUUUGUUCGCUUUGUGCCCCUGGAGUGGAGUCCAAAUGGAAAGAUUGGCAUGAGAGUGGAGGUCUACGGAUGCUCCUACAAAUCGGAUGUUGCUGACUUUGAUGGCCGAAGCUCACUUUUGUACAGGUUCAAUCAGAAAACAAUGAGCACCCUCAAAGAUGUGAUCUCCCUAAAGUUCAAAAGCAUGCAAGGAGAUGGAGUUCUGUUCCAUGGAGAAGGACAACGUGGAGACCACAUCACCCUGGAGCUCCAGAAGGGCAGGCUAGCCCUCUACCUGAACCUGGAUGAAAGCAAAUCCCGGCUCAGUAGCACCGAGCCCUCAGCCAUGCUGGGUAGCCUCCUGGAUGACCAGCACUGGCACUCAGUUCUCCUGGAGCGUGUGGGCAAGCAGGCAAACUUCACUGUGGACACGAACACACAGCACUUCCGGACCAAGGGUGAGACCGAUGCCCUGGACCUUGAUUAUGAGCUCAGUUUUGGAGGAAUUCCAGUACCAAGCAAACCUGGGACCUUUUUAAAGAAAAACUUCCACGGCUGUAUUGAAAACCUUUACUACAAUGGAGUGAACAUAAUUGACUUGGCCAAAAGACGAAAGCAUCAGAUCUACUCUGUGGGCAAUGUCACUUUUUCCUGCUCAGAACCACAAACUGUACCCAUCACAUUUGUCAACUCCAGGAGCAGUUAUUUGCUGCUGCCAGGCACUCCUCAAAUUGAUGGCCUGUCAGUCAGUUUCCAGUUCCGAACAUGGAAUGAGGAUGGUCUGCUUCUGUCCACAGAGCUGGCUGAAGGAUCAGGGACUCUGCUGCUCAUCCUGGAGGGUGGGACUCUGAGGCUUCUGAUUAAGAAAAUGACAGGACAUGGAACUGAAAUCCUAACAGGCAGCAACUUGAAUGAUGGCCUAUGGCAUUCUGUCAGCAUCAAUGCCAGGAGAAACCGCAUUACUCUCACACUGGAUAAUGAUGCUGCUUCCCCGGGUCCGGACACCUCCCGGCUGCAGAUUUAUUCUGGAAAUAGUUACUACUUUGGAGGGUGCCCUGACAAUUUCACCGAUUCCCAAUGCUUAAAUCCCAUUAAUGCUUUCCAAGGCUGCAUGAGGCUCAUCUUUAUUGAUAACCAGCCCAAGGACCUCAUUUCAGUUCAGCAAGGUUCCCUGGGAAAAUGUAGUGAUUUACACAUUGAUCUGUGUAGCAUCAAAGACAGGUGUUUGCCAAACUACUGUGAACAUGGAGGACGCUGCACUCAAUCCUGGACUACCUUCUACUGCAACUGCAGUGACACUGGUUACACGGGAGCCACCUGUCAUGACUCCAUCUAUGAGCAAUCCUGUGAGGUGUACAGACACCAAGGGAACACAGCUGGGUUCUUCUAUGUCGACUCUGAUGGCAGUGGACCACUGGGACCACUUCAGGUGUACUGCAAUAUCACUGAAGACAAGAUUUGGACGACAGUUCAACACAACAACACAGAGCUGACUCGGGUACAGGGUUCCAACCCUGAGAAGCCCUAUGCCAUGACCUUAAACUAUGGUGGCAGUAUGGAGCAGCUGGAGGCUCUGAUUGAUGGCUCAGAGCACUGUGAACAGGAGGUGGCAUACCACUGCAGGAGAUCUCGCCUGCUUAACACACCAGAUGGAGCCCCAUUCAGCUGGUGGGUUGGGAGGGCCAAUGAAAGGCACCCUUACUGGGGAGGUUCUGUUCCUGGAGUCCAGCAGUGCGGAUGUGGCCUAGAGGAGAGCUGCCUGGACAUUCAACACUUUUGUACUUGUGACGCCGACACAGAUGAAUGGAAAAACGUUACUGGCGUUCUUUCCUUCAAAGAUCAUUUGCCUGUAACUCAGAUAAUUAUAACUGAUACCAACAGAUCAAACUCAGAAGCAGCUUGGAGAAUUGGCCCCUUACGUUGCUAUGGUGACCGACACUUCUGGAAUGCUGUCUCAUUUUCUACGGAAGCUUCUUACCUCCACUUCCCAACCUUCCACGCAGAAUUCAGCGCUGACAUUUCCUUCUUUUUUAAAACCACCGCUUUGUCUGGAGUUUUCCUAGAAAACCUUGGCAUUAAAGACUUCAUCCGACUUGAAAUGAGCUCUCCAUCUGAGGUGACAUUUGCCAUUGAUGUUGGGAAUGGUCCUGUUGAGCUCCUUGUCCAGUCUCCUUCUCUUCUGAAUGACAACCAAUGGCAUUACAUCCGGGCUGAGCGAAAUCUCAAGGAGACCUCACUGCAGGUGGACAACCUUCCAUGGAGUAUGAGGGAGACUGCAGAGGAAGGCCCCUUCCGACUUCAGCUAAAUAGCCAGUUGUUUGUAGGAGGUACAUCAUCAAGACAGAAAGGCUUUCUUGGAUGCAUCCGUUCUUUACACUUGAAUGGACAGAAAAUAGACCUGGAGGAGAGAGCAAAGGUCACGCCUGGAGUCAGACCUGGCUGUCCAGGUCACUGCAGCAGCUAUGGAAGCAACUGCCACCAUGGGGGCAAGUGUGUAGAGAAACACAGUGGCUACUCCUGUGACUGUACCAACACACCAUAUGAAGGACCUUUCUGCCAGAAAGAGAUUUCAGCUCUUUUUGAUUCUGGCACCUCUGUUACAUACAUGUUUCAAGAACCACACCCAGUGACCAAGAACACGAGCCUCUCAUCUUCAGCUAUCUACACAGAUACAGCUCCAUCCAAAGAAACUGUUACACUGAGCUUUGUGACAGCACAGGCCCCCAGCCUCUUGCUCUUCCUCAGUUUCUCUUCUCAGAAUUUUCUGGCUAUCCUGCUCUCCAAGAAUGGAAGUUUACAAGUUCGGUAUGGACUAAGCAAGGAAGAAAGUCAUGUGUUCACCAUCAGCACAGAGAAUUUGGCCAACAGAAGGGUUCAUCAGGUGAAGAUUAGCCGAGAGGGGCCAGAACUUUCCAUUCAGAUAGACCAGCAACUCUUCAGCUAUAAAUUCUCCCCAGGAGCCGAGUUCCGGACGGCGAGGUCACUCAUCCUAGGCAAAGUCACAGAGACUCUUGGGUUGGAUCCAGAAGUUGCUAGAGCAAACACCUUGGGUUUUGUUGGAUGCCUUUCUUCAGUCCAAUACAACCACAUAGCACCACUGAAGGCAGCUCUCCGCCAUGCCAGCAUUGCACCUGUGACUGUCCAAGGGACCUUGACAGAAUCCAGCUGUGGCUCCUUGAUGGACACUGAUGUGGAUGCAGUGACCACUGUGCAUUCUUCAUCAGAUCCCUUUGGGAAGGCAGAUGAGCAUGAACCACUCACAAAUGCAGUCCGAAGUGACUCAGCAGUCAUUGGAGGCGUCAUAGCAGUGGUGACUUUUAUUACAUUUUGUGUCAUCGGAAUCAUGACCCGCUUCCUCUAUCAGCAUAAGCAGUCACACCUUACCAACCAGAUGAAGGAGAAGGAAUACCCAGAGAACUUGGACAGUUCCUUCAGAAAUGAAAUUGACUUGCAAAACACAGCCAGCGAGUGCAAACGGGAAUACUUCAUCUGAGCUGCUGGAGGACACCUGGUCCUCUUUUCCUUAUUUUUUCACUAUUUUUUCUUCUCUUUUUGUCUUUUAAUUUAGAUGUUUGAUUUCUGUCAUUUGCCAUUAAUUUUCUGGAACACAUAUACACCCACUGAGAGCACUGAUCUCUCCAGCUCAGGAGAUCAGGUAGCUGUGGCUACUGUAGUUCACCGAUUUGUGUGUCAUUGUGACAGUCAGCACUGGAGGCACAGACUUCACUAUUGUAAGCAAGGAAGAGACACAUGUGCACGCACGCACAUUCCAUGUUUAUAGUCCAGUUUCUGAACUUCACUGCUCAGUUUCUCAGGCACUUGGUCUCACCAGCUUCCAUCAGACUUGAGCUCUGUGGUGUUUCCCUUUAACUAUUGUCCCUUCCCAAUACCAUACAGUUAGGUAUGGCUUGAGAGCAGAAGUGAGUUAUGUGUGUGUGACAGAGAAGACAGUCAUCCUUUAAGCGUUGGGAUUAUCAGGGCCCUAAUAGAGCAGGAAAGUAUAAAGGAAAGUAAAUCCACAGUUUUUUAGGUCCCCUGUGAAAGAAAGGAGGGAGGUUGGUAGAUAUUAUGCCCCAAAGAAAUAUUUCUAGAGCCAACAGAUUGUGUGAGUGUGUGUUUAAAGUGGCUAUUUGAGAAGUAUCCAGGACAGUCUUUCCUAAGGCACAGCUGAAAGAGUAAUGAGCCAAGUUCAUGUGUGACCUCUGACAAGGCCACAAUCAUUGUCCUGCCUGUAGCCUCUCUGUACCUAGGACUUAAAUAUCUGGAAAAAAUCUAACUCCAUGAGGAGGUGGGGAAACUUGGCUUCCUUGACAGUUGAGUUGAAAAAGGCUUCAGGUCUGCAUGGGACUGUAGCCCUUCUUAGCACCUGUGAGAACAAAGAGACUACAUGGAAGGCUACAAGAACACCCACAUUGUGGGCCCAUAGCAAAGGAGACUCUUCUGGACUGUUUGUUUAAGUGGCAUUUUCCAAGCAACCAGAGAGUAUUAUGUUAUUAUUUAUGUUAGUUUAUUAGUAUUUAUUAUUAUUUAUGUUAAUAUCCACACUAUAAGUAGCUCCCUGACUUCAUUCCAUAGAGUCUCAGUGCUUUCCAAUAUAGAACGGUUGAACAGUGAGCAGUUACUUUGCUCUUCUUUUGAUAUUUGGUUUUGAGGCAUGUAACCAAGAGUCUUCUAGAAACUCGUGAGGAAGUAGCUGCUCCUAUAACUUCACAACUGCUUACUCCACUAUACUAAACUAGACUACGUUAGCUAUUUUAUUCCUAAGAUUGCUGUACUGAAGAAAUUUACACAGGUGUGUAUUGUAACAGCAUAAACAGAAUUUGAAGUCUAAAUUGGCUCUAUGAAAAAGUUCAGCUGGUAGAGAAGCUGAAAAAAGAAAAAUAAGGAAAAGAGCCGCAUGAAAAAUGAGUAACAUCAAGCAGGUUUAUCCCUGUCCAUCCAAUCAAGAAAGAUCUGGUAAAGAAGGAAUGUGCAGGUUAGCAGGACUCACAUUCUAACACACACGAUGCGUUCACUUUGACGACUGAGCUGUUUCCCAAGAGACACGGGCCCAGCUGUUGUGUGUGGUCACCUCUAGCUCGGAGGAUUUCAGGGGAGCCCUUAGUUUGUGAACUACAUCACAUUUUCCGGUCUGUUCCUGCCCCAGUGUACACAAUGGUGCCUCCUGCACUUGACUUACAUGCCUAAAUAAGGUAGUAAAACAUCUCAGGCUUCUGGUAGCAGAUCAUACACGUUGCUCAAGGAGGCAUCUUGAAUUGUUGAUGGUGGAUACUCUUUUUAUGGUAACAAUAUUCCUAACUCUGUCCUUGAACCACCUUGGAGAAAAGACAAGGGAGAAACAAUCCAAACACUUCAGCCCUUAGGAAAUGCUAGAACUAAGAUCCUUUAAGGAAAAAGUACUGGACAGUUCCCUUUGCAGAGUGGACAUGAUUUGGAUAGCAGGUACUUGACAGUCAGUAGGCCAUCCAUCUUAUUAAAUAUCCUACCUCUGACUGUCCAGCACUGCCCUGGACAAGGAAGCUUCAUCCAGUUUCCAAUUUGUGGUUUUUCUUCCCUUGCAAAGCUACACAUGUCAGGAUUGAGUGUAGCAUAGUCCACAACUAUGCAAUAUUGCCCUAAAUGUAUGUUCUUUACUUAAAAUUUUCUAUGAAUUCUUACUUACUCUCUUCCUUUUUUAAAACAUUGUUAUCCUUUUGCUAAUGAAUUUAAAGUAAAUCUUUGAAAGAUGUCCCUUUUAAUUUUCUACCUAUAAUAAGAGAAAUGUUCACCUAGUAAAAUGAGAGUUGAGAGUCUAUUUCCCUCUGCCCUUUCUUUGCUGUUCUCCAGUUUCUACUUGAAUUUUCUAGAUCUAUAAAACAGUGUAUAAAUCACCUGUUGCUUGGCUGCAUAUUCCUUUGUCACCAGAAAUGAAAAUCAUGUUGAAGUUUAGCCAUAAGCCCCGCUAGCAGUGAAACAACAAAUAAAGGAAGUCUAAUCACACUGGAAUAUUUUCUUACUGGAGUCCACAGAUACAGCAACAUAUUUUGCUGACAUGAUGUUGAUAGAUAGAAAUGAGGUUACAAGCCAACUCAGUGUGUACAGUUUCCUCGCUCACUAAUUUGCACUAACUGAUAAUCAUGUAAGGAAAUGCAUUAAGCCAGUCUCUGCUCUCUGCACAGCACCCAUUCUACUAGCUUCAUCCCUAGGUUUGCAGGACCUGCAGUCCAGAACACAGGCCUUGUGGGUAAAGGCCAAGAUGGUGCACUCUUGUAUGUAGUCUCAGAACUAAUCAGAAUUUCCUCCCAAUGCCACAACGUAUACCAGGUGAAAAGCUAAUAAUUUGCACCCUCCAAAACUGAAUGAUGUUACAGCUAGAGGUAAGGACCAGUUUUAGCAGUGGUGGCAAAAUCUAUUUGGUUUAUGUAAUUAUUCGAUUGUGUUUUCCACCUACAAACAACUACAAAGCAAAACAGGACUCUAAUCCUCCUUUAGCCACCACUUCUUCCUAUGGUAUACAGGUUGCAUGAUGCCUGCAAUUAUUUAAUACUCAGGCAUUUUCACUUGCUGUUUACAUAAAGAAUUUGUGGAAUAUGGUCUCUUUACAGUAAGACCAAAAAUGUCUGUUCAAUAUCUCAUCCUAGGGGGCUGUUACAUUGAUAUUAUUACACAGAACAAAUCUAUUUAUGAAAGCAACUGUGUGUUUGCUUACCCAAAAAGAUUUUAUCACCAGCUGUAUUAUUCAGUCCAUACAUAGAGUAGAUUGCUGUGGUUUCUCUAAGGAUUAGCUAUAAAAAUAGAAAUUUGACAUUUUCUAGGUGUCUCUUUCUCAAAUUGAUUAUCUCAUAUUCAUUUAAAGAACUCUGGAACUAAUAUUUUACAGCUUUACUUUCUUUAGAAAUAAGAUAUGACAUUAUCUUAAUUCUCAACCCUUUUCACACCCCUUUUCUCAACAAUCACAACUACUAUAUCACAGUAGAAACAGGACCAGGAUUAAAUGAGUAUGUGGUUCUUUCUUAUAUUUAGUCAUAAGAUAUAUAUAUAUGAAAUAUCCAUGACUCCAAGCAUUCUGUUGGCACUGGAUAGACAAAUAUUUACUGUCAUUGUGGACUUUAAACUGCAUCCAUAUCAGCAGAUAUUACAGUAACAUAAGUGUACACACAGCACAAGGAGCAGAGAGCAAGGCCUGUGCAUAGUUAAUUUGCAAAUGAUUUCCAGAAGCUUCUAGAAGACAAAAAAAUUCUGGAUAAUUCUUAAAAUUUUGUAUCUUAUUUAUUAGUUCUAACAGAGAUCGUUACUUCAUUUCUCUUUCUCAAGCUAAGUAACUGCCCAUACAGAAAAAAAAAAAAAAAUCCGUAGAAGGUGGUAGAUGGACUCUUUAGAAAGAAGAAGAACAAAUGGGUCCUGUAUGAGCCACAAUUUCUUUAGACUGGGUUCACUAGUUAGCUUUGGCUAGUCUGGAACUAUAUUUAAAACAAGGCAGGUCUUGAACUCAGAACCUUCUGGAUCUGCCAUGGUGUAGACCAUUAUCUCUGUCUAUAUCAGAUACAUUUGAAAUGAUGUUAAAUUUUCUACGUUCUUUUGUCAGUUCUACUUAAGGCAUUCCAAAUGUAUUCCUGUACACAUGGUAGACCAAUGUAAAGACUGGAGGCAGGAAAGAACAGCCUCUACUUCUGGCCCCCUCUGUUUUGACUUCUUUGGUGGACAUUCCCUUAUGUCAUGGCUCUUCUAAAUCUCCCUUAAGUUGCUUGAUAGUCUGACUUUUUUUUUUUCACUCUCCCCACUCUGCCUUAAACAAUGAUUUGUCUAUAUUUAGGGAAGUCUCUGAGAACUAGAAAUUAUCAAUUGAUCAAAUGAUUUAUUGAUGUGUUGUCCAUUUAAAUGACAUUAUACCUAUGUAUCCUACAUGAAUAAUUCCAAUGCAGAAGGUCAUGUCUGCUCUCUCUCUCUCCCUACCAUAUCACUUCAAUUAAAAGAUUCCCACUAGGAAGGUGCAUUGGUAACAUUCCUCUGGUAUCCAUGCACAUGGGCAACAAUCUGUGGACCUAUUGCUUAGUUUGUUCAUUUACCAACUGCUUCACUUAUGUUGAAUUCUCUAGAGCUAUAAUACAUCAACCCCAUCACAACAGCAGUCCAGCAAGAGGCGCCCUGACACACUGAUAGUCUUCCCACUCAUUGUUCCUGAAGCCAUUGCUUGGGUAUGCUUGGUCCUCAACUGUCCUACAGGCCAAAUUUCAACUAAAUAAAUAAACAUGAGGUGUUAUACCUGCAAAUGGCAAAGGAGGUUGAUUGAAGGUUUGAACAGGCAAAUGCGAACAUAUUUCAUUUCUUCAAGGAUGACUGAGUGCUGGUUCAUGUCUCUCACACAGACUGGAAAUGCUUCCUUUAAAAGACUCACAGUAUAAAUCACUUCUGUACACCAGUUCUUGAGGCUUUCUCAACCUCUGUGUUGAUAAAUCUUUUUCAAAUAAUUUGUUUUGAAAAUGUUUGUUUUUCUUCUUUCUCAGCUGUGUGUUCACAAAUUCUAAAUAGUUGAUCUACCUAGAAAGAGAAAAUGUAUAACACACGCAUACUCAGAAAAAGAGAGAGAGAGAAGAGAAAGAGGAAAAGUUAAUAGGGUUGUUCUUCAAACAAUGUCAAGAAAACUAUAUCUAUACCUACUUUGUAGGAGAGAAAUAGCACCUUUGUGUUGGAAAUCUGUUAAAUGCCUAAGAAGACAAGGUUUUAGUGAUUGUUUUUGCUAUUUUUUAAGAGAUUUUUCCCCUACUUAUUUUUCAUUAAGGUACUCUGGGGAAAAGUAAGAAGUACAUUUUGUGGUGAAGUGGUGUACUUUGUAAGCUAGUCCUCUGUCAUUUGUAAUGUUUGUAGUCUACAAAGUAAUUAAAUGAACAUGAGAAAGGCUUAAGUAAUAGUGGGCUUUUGUAUCAGAACAGAAUUUAUGGGAUCUUCUCAAGUUGGAGAAGGGGCAAAUAAUGUCAUGGACAAAAUAAUAGCUGAGAGCCAAAGCUUCCACCAUGAAGUAAGGAUGGUUCCUCUUCCCAUUUCUCUGGAGUGUCUUUCAUCUGUUUGUCUUACACUCUAGGGAAGAGGCAAUAUUACAGAACCCACACGAGAAACAUUUCACUCAUCUUUGCAUGGCAAUUCCAUCCUACCCCAGUGAUUUUCAAGUUUUAUGUUUCAUUAAUAUAGUCCAGGAAUACUUUCGACUUAUCACCACUGUGGUUUUAUCUGUCCAGGGUAAGUACAUUAAUGGCAUCUUUAAGUAAAAUAACUAUUAUCAAGAUCAUCAGGUCCAUUGCCCACUGUCAAAUACUCCAUAGAUGGAAGACUAGAAAUAUUAGAGUCAGUCUAGUGGUCAUUCUUUCCCCUUCCUUACUCAUGCCAUCCAUUGGCAUACAUAAUGAUAGAAAGAUAGGUCAUUCUCCAUCUGCUACAGUGUGUACUUCAGAAAGCCACCACCUGAUACUCUGUGAACACUCCUCCUUUGAUGCUCCUCAGCACACAAGUUAGGCUUGCAUCAAAUAGCAGCUUAAAAUUAGGAGGCUAGUCCCAAGUUAUGACAAAGCUGAUGUAUGUCACUGGUUACAACCUGGUCAUAAUUUCAUUAGCAUUAUACUGUGCCAUGCUUCAGAUCCCAGCAGUAAAUCUGAGAGGACAUGAUAAAGGACACUGGGUAUGCAGAGCAUGCCUUCUGUCACCCUGGAAUCUCCUUGAAUGGCCUCUCCAGAUGGAGCAAUUUCAAUUGCAACCUUACAGGAUGAAAUGAAUGGGCCUCUGACUGGUUAUAUUUUCACAUUAUAGUCAGCCAUAUCACAAAAAACAUACAUGAAGUACUAGCAUAAUUCCUUCUCUUUAAAUGGCAGUACCAACCAGGGUAAACUUGUCCUGCCUUAAAUACACUUGGAAAAAAAAAAGUAAAUAACCACACAAAACGUAAAGUAGUAUAGUCAUUUCAUGAGAAGGACUUCAUAUUUGGUGAGGAUAAAUGCCAAUAAUUUUUCCUGUUUGUGGCAAAAGAAAACUUUCCAAUAGCCUAUGCUGUCCUUAAUAGACACUUUCUACUGCUAGCUAGCCUAUGGCAGGAAAUAGAACAUAGAGAAAUGAAGACACAGGACACAUUCUAAUUAUACCUUCUAAAAUAGGCAAUUAUUCACAUUUGGUUCAUGAAAUUCCUGAAUCCCUAAGGCAAAGAAUUAACAUAUUCUUUUCAGAUAAGAAGUUAGAGUCUUUCUGGCAUGAUCAAGAAUUUCUUUGGAAGAAUAAGAGGUCAGGGAGAUUAUGCUUAGAAAAAUAAAUAAAAAAAUAUAAAAGGGCCUUUCCCAAAUACACAUCAGGCUUUCUUUUGAUAGAAGCACAACAGAGGCAAAGCAGACCAUCUCCCUUGGGAUAAGCUGUAGACUUCUUGUUUCUUUGGAUGUUAUGUUUUCUGUCCUAUAUUAGAAUCCCUAAUCCCAUGUGAUGUUGCCUCCUCCCAAGGCUGUUUUAUAGAACAUAUAACAUGUAUUAAAGUUAAUGUUAGCUUUAUAUUUCUUUGUUUUCUAUGUUUUUUUGCUGUAAAAAAUAAAAAAAACUUACCUGUAAAUAUUGUAUAUUUAAUAAAGAGACAAUUUUGUAUUA